This is a messenger RNA of Homalodisca vitripennis (glassy-winged sharpshooter), 2821 nucleotides long. RefSeq names its product glycoprotein-N-acetylgalactosamine 3-beta-galactosyltransferase 1-like. The record is from RefSeq and is a predicted model, not a curated record. NCBI's taxonomy places the organism in Eukaryota, Metazoa, Arthropoda, Insecta, Hemiptera, Cicadellidae. The coding region runs from base 256 to 1461 and encodes 401 amino acids. Gene Ontology annotation, molecular function: N-acetylgalactosaminide beta-1,3-galactosyltransferase activity. The transcript is spliced from 4 exons.
UCUAAUAUCAUGUCAGCGAUAAGUAGGUUAUGAAGUACGAAUUAGGUUUGGCAGUGGUUAGGUUAAGUUGUACAGAACAUUUAUGCGAAAGUCUUUGUGUUUUGUUCGAUUAAAUUAAUGAAAGAAAAGUCAAUGAAGGGUCAGUAUUUUACUAUGUAUUAUUUUGAAAUACAAUUCAAGUAUUACUAAAAUGUAAUAUUCAAAAUUUCUAACCAGUAACUUAGUAUUGGUUAUGUUUGUGUUUGUGUUUAUGAAAUGGCUAUAUAUCCUAGUAAAAUAUCAGUAUUUUUCUUAGGAUUUGCAAUUGGUGUUAUUGCAGCAUUUAUUUUGACUGUUAGUAUGAGUAAAUUUGAAACUCAUAAGCCAAGUUUAUUGAUUGAAAAUGCGGUCAAUAUCAAAGAAGACAAAUCCUAUGAUCAAUGGUUAACUAAAACUGGAUACAGAAAAUUCCCGAUUAACUUUGAUCAUUAUAGUUAUUCAAGAAAUAAAUCACUAAACCAGUUGCGGGAAAACCAACUUCUCAAAGCAAAAGUCAAUGUUUUAUGUGUCAUGUUUAUUACGAAUGUGAACAAUGCCUACGCUGCAAUGGAAACUUGGAUGAAACAGUGUAACAGUUUUAAAUUUUAUGGUACAAAACCUGAAAAGUACCUUGAAAUAACUGUAAUGCGACCAAAAAAUUCAUGGCAUUAUUUGUGUGAAGUUUUAAGACAUUUAGACAAUAAUUCUAAUGAUUAUAUGUGGGUUUUAUUUGUUCCUGAUGAUGUUUUUGCGAUACCAGAAAACCUCAGGCAUUAUGUUUUUGGUUUAAACUAUAAUGAUCCAUAUUAUUUUGGUCACAGUGCGUUUUUCUGGAAUGAGUAUUAUAACAUAGCACAAGCAGGUUAUGUUUUAAGUAAAGGAAGUAUUAAGACACUUAUCACAAGAUUUUCUACAUCAGAAAGCUGUAUAGCAAGUGGCAAAUACUGGAAGAAUGAAGAUUACUAUUUGGGCAAGUACCUGGCAGAGCUGGGUGUGCUACCGACAGACACAAGAGACAAACUGGGGAGAGGCAGGUUCCACCUCUACACCAUCAGCCAGCUAGUGGUGCCAGGUGACAUUGAGUUCCUCUCAAAAUACUGGAAAUCAAGUAUUUAUCCUGUUAAACAGGGCAACGACUGCUGUCACCCCUUGUCAAUAACUUUCCGAGGGACCAGCAAGGCCACGGUCUACUUUCACCACUACCUGCUGUACAAUGUGCACUUACACAUAGAGGCUGGUAGACUGGGGAAUGUCAAGUCUGACACUUUUACACCUUCAGACGAGAUUUGGCAACAGUUUGUCCUGGAUGAACUUGGACCAAAUGUAAACUUAUCUUCCAUCACGCCAAAGAAGUUUUACAACCUUUGGGUUGACAAACUUGACUCUCCUAGUAUUUUCAAUAAGAAACUACGAGCUCUCUUUGGAGGCGAUUCAGAUGAUUAAGGAUUGGUUAUUUUAGGUGCUCUUAUUCUUUGGACUAAUCUAAAAUUGUUCCUAGGUUUAGUAAAAUUUAGUACACUCAGUGUACUGCUAGUAUCACACUAGACCUUAUUUGUUGGACAUUGUAUUAAUUUUUGUUAAUUUCUUUAAAAAGAUAAUAUUGCAUUUAUUUAUUAAUGUAUUUAAUGUAGCAUCAGUAGAAUUUAAAAUAUUUUUAUUACACUCAGUUGACAAUUUUAGGUAGUUGUUUAUCGUUAUGAGCUAUUUGUAGUCAGUGGCUGCACAAGCUUUAAAGCCCACACUUUUAUCUACUUUUCUAUAAAUUGCCAUAAAUUUUAAGGUAUUACCUGUCAUACCUAAAAACAUAAUUUUAUAUACUGUCAUCAUAGAGGAUUGUCACCUGAUUUAACAGCGACUGCAAUUCGGUCAUUUUAGCGCUAUUUUUUUUUGUUUCCAUACUGAUUUUUAAGACGGUUUUUCUGUUGAUAAAACAAAUAGUAGUCACUGAAUGCUGAAUUGGGGCUGUUUGUGGGAUUAUCACAUUGUUCCUAGCAAAAUUCUGUGAUGAGAUUUUGAGUUGGUUUUGCUGCCUGUAGGCGGACUUUGUCAUACAGCACGACAUGUUUCUUGAUAGUCUAAACAUUCAAUAAAAAUAUCACUUCUUGAAAUGUGAGGAUAGUAAAGAAAUUGUGAAAUGUCUGUUCACUUUCACUUUAUUAUUCACUAUCUGGACCAAAUCGUUGAUGAUCAUUAAAGGUCAUUCACUCCAUUUCUGAUCAUGAAUAUUCAUUCGGCCAUCUUUUAAAGGUCUUACCCAUUUCAAUGCAAUUUCAUCACUCGUAAUCUUUUGUCAAUACACUUCACAAUUAUUCUGAUGAUGAAUUUCAACUGCUAUUAUGCCCAAAAACAAAUAACACCACUUAUUUUACAGUGGGUAGUAUUCUCAAUUGACAGCGGAAUUUUAAAUAUGCAUUAACUGACGUAAAAAAAGAUCGAUUUAUGUAAUAAUUGUGUCUGUGGCUUACUAACAGCACUGCAGUGUCAGAAUUUAAAAACGAUACUUGCUGAAAAAAGCCUUGUAGAAUGUUGUGGUGUUAGUAAUUAAAAAAAUUUUUUAGACAAAACAGUAGUAUACUGCCAUUCAUGUAACUGAUGACAGAGACUAGGUGCAGUAUACUGCCACUCCAAUAUUUACUUUACAUUCGUCCACAAUAUUUACUGUUUACAUGAUUUUUGUAGUAUACUCAAUCAAGUGAACCAAAAUAAUAUUUUGGCUCAAGAUUAUGCCUUUGGCUUCUGAAAUGUUGCUAUGGACACAUAUUGUCAUUAUCAUGAGCCGCGAUGCUAAAUGCAUUGCCGCGUU